Messenger RNA from Doryrhamphus excisus (bluestripe pipefish), 4595 nucleotides. NCBI's taxonomy places the organism in Eukaryota, Metazoa, Chordata, Actinopteri, Syngnathiformes, Syngnathidae. The record is from RefSeq and is a predicted model, not a curated record.
AACAAAAGGCACAUGUUCAAACUGAACGGAAAAAAAAAUCUCAAAAGCAAACAAAGUACAAUAGAAAGCAGGACGAAGCUAAGGGAGCAAAAAAUAACAAAAGCUAACUCAGAGAACUUGCACAGUCCUGGGAAAUGUUACACAAAAGAUAGCAACAAGUGAAUAGGUUGGAAUGCUGAAAGCAGGUGUAAGGAUAUGCAACAAUCUGGCGACAAGCGAGGCUUAAAAAUCCCUGAUGAGAUGUGUUGCGUUCAUUUAUUCAUUCAUUCAUUUUCUAACGCUUUUUCCUCACGAGGGUCGCGGGGGUGCUGGAGCCUAUCCCAGCUGUCUUUGGGCGAGAGGCGGGGUACACCCUGGACUGGUGGCCAGCCAAUCACAGGGCACAUAUACGUAGACAAACAACCAUUCACACUCACAUUCAUACCUACGGACAAUAUAUUUUGAUUAAAAUUUCCUGCUGACAAAUAUUAACGCCUCCGCUCUUUAAGUGCGCUAAUAUUUGUAUUAUAUAUUUAUUUCUCUCCCAGAACGUGACGCAUUUUGGGAAUGAAGUGAGCAGAGAGCGCAUAAGGGGAUUUUGUCACCGAUCCCAUCUGUCAUCUUCCUAAGUGGUCUCAAAAUCCAGGCUCGCAUGCUUGGAUUAUCGUUCCUUCUCAAGAGGAUGAUAAGUACACUUCAGCAAGGUGCGGAUGUGUGACAUUUUCAUCGCAUCUCGGAGGCGAAAGGUGAUCGCAGGAGUCCCAUAAAGACUUAAAACUCAGACCCGACCAGUUCCAUGGACUUCAUCUGAUCCAAACAUCAAAGCCAGCCUGACAUUACUGACCUUCGUCGUCAAAGACCAGCAGGAGUGUUCCAGCAUGAUGACCAUGAUGAUGAUGACGGUGGCCAUGAUGGUCACCUGCAGCUCUCUGUUCCUUCUGGGCUUGGCUGCCGCUCAUGCUUCUUCGUCAUCCUCCAGCACUGUCACACGUUCUUCCUCCUCGUCCGCCUCCUCUUCUUCCUCCUCGGCCUCCUCUUCGCCACGUAUGAAGCUCUCCUUCAAAGACUUGCAGCAGUUCCACGGCGUGAGGCGCUUCGAGUUGGAACGUUCAUGCUGCUUCAGCGCUCUGUUGCUGGAUGAAGAGAGGGGUCGUCUGUUUGUGGGGGCCAAGAACUUCCUGCUGUCGCUAUCGCUGGAUAACAUCGCAAAACAGGAGCAUAAGAUCUACUGGCCGGCCCCCGUUGAGUGGAGGGAGGAGUGUAACUGGGCUGGGAAAGACAUCACAUCGGACUGCGUUAACUAUGUGAAGAUGGUCCACCAUUUCAACCGUACACACUUGUACGCCUGCGGAACCGGAGCCUUCCACCCUACUUGUGCCUUUGUGGAGGUCGGCCACAGGAUGGAGGAUCACGUCUUCAGAAUCGACCCUUCUAGUGUGGAAGAUGGCAAAGGGAAAAGUCCUUAUGAUCCUCGCCAUAAUGCUGCGUCUGUGCUUAUUGGUGAUGAGUUAUACGCAGGUGUCGCUACAGACUUAAUGGGGCGGGACUUCACCAUAUUUAGAAGUUUGGGUAAACGUCCUUCCAUCCGCACGGAGCAACACGAUUCACGCUGGUUGAAUGAGCCAAAGUUCGUUGGUUCCUUUUGGGUCCCAGAGAGUGAAAACCCAGACGACGAUAAAGUGUUCUUCUUCUUUCGGGAGACAGCAGUGGAGGCCCAAGGACUGGGGAAGUCCACGUAUUCACGUAUCGGCCAACUCUGCAGGAACGACAUGGGCGGUCAACGAAGUUUGGUGAACAAAUGGACCACCUUCCUCAAAACGCGUCUGAUCUGCUCGGUGCCGGGGGCCGACGGCAGCGACACUUACUUUGACGAGCUACGCGACGUAUUCCUGUUGCAGACCAGGGACAGAAAGAAUCCUCUGGUCUACACAGUCUUCUCCACUUCCAGUAGUGUAUUUAAAGGCUCAGCGGUGUGUCUUUACUCCAUGAAUGACAUCCGGAGGGCCUUCCUGGGGCCGUUUGCUCACAAAGAGGGGCCCAACUACCAGUGGGUGCCCUUCCAGGGAAAAGUGCCUUAUCCACGCCCUGGAAUGUGUCCCAGCAAGACUUUUGGCAGCUUUGAGUCCACUAAAGGUUUCCCGGAUGAUGUGAUACAGUUUGCGCGUCACCACCCUCUUAUGUACAACCCGGUCUACCCCAUGACCAGGCGACCCGUCUUUGUCAGAACCAACGUGGACUACAGCUUCACACAGAUUACUGUGGACAGAGUCAACGCCGCUGAUGGGCAGUAUGAUGUCAUGUUUAUCGGAACAGACAAAGGGACGGUACUAAAAGUGAUCAACGUUCCUAAAGAGAGUUGGAAGAACAUGGAGGAACUCCUACUAGAAGAGUUAGAGGUCUUCAAAGAUGCAUCGUCCAUCACUGACAUGCAGAUCUCUUCAAAACGGCAACAACUUUACGUGGGUUCCAACACGGGGAUCGCGCAGGUGCCCCUCCACCGCUGUAGCGUGUACGGGAAAGCGUGUGCUGAAUGCUGCCUGGCCAGAGACCCUUACUGCGCCUGGGAUGGCACUUCCUGUACUCGCUAUCUACCCAACACUAAGAGGCGAUUCCGUCGCCAGGAUGUGAGGAAUGGAGAUCCCAACACUCUGUGCUCUGGAGACCAUCACAAGCACCACAUCACUGAAAAGAAGCUGUAUGGAGUAGAAGGAAGCAGUACCUUCUUGGAGUGCAUUCCCAAAUCCCUUCAGGCCCGAGUCACCUGGACCUUCCAGAAGCAACGAGAGAAACCACGAGAAGAGGUACGUCUGGACGAGCGUAUCCUGCAGACGGAUAGAGGCCUUCUGAUUCGACGGGUGCUAAGGAGGGACAUGGGUGUCUACCAGUGUCACGCCAUGGAACACGGAUUCACGCAAACCUUGCUGGGUAUCACAUUAGACGUCAUCCAGUCCACUUCCACCAACCAGCCCUCGGCCGCCCCUUCUAGAGCGGAACCCCGCAGCUCAGGAGGCACCAACCCUAAGCUUUGGUAUCGGGACUUUAUGCAGCUGGUGGAUCAUCCCAACUUGAGCACCGUGGACCAGAUUUGCGAGCAAGUCUGGGCUCGACGGAAUCCCGCCGGUGAACAAACAGAAAGAAAAGUCGUUACUCCGAGGAAAGACCCGGAAACCCCUGGCCCGUCUGUAAGGCCCUCGAACAAGAAGUGGAAGCAUCUUCAGGAGUUGAGGAAGGGGAGGAACCGCCGGACCCACGAUGGAAAACCAAACCCUCGGGCGCCACGGAGUGCGGGGGAAUAAUAACGAAAUAUCUAACAGGACUCAUUCAGGGAGAAUGACUGAACUCUUGGAGGCAUUUUCGACACCUUGAACGCACCUCCGCCAUUGUGUACAUUUAUCGGAUUUACGGACUUCUUUGCAUGUUUUGUCCCAUGUUCAUCCCGCACGAUCCCACCACCGUGUCAUUGUCGUUGAGUACUGUGACAUGUCCCUAUUUGUUAGAUAAAUAAAAAAAAAGACACUCGUCUUUCCGCUAAGUGUGAACUCUGACACAAAAAGAUCCUGGAUGGACUUCACCUCUAAAGACUGGAGGAGGACAAACGAUGCAUUUCAUGACUGGGAAUGACACAACUGGAAUAUUCAACUGGAAACAUGCGCGCACACACACAAGCAUGCAGAAAGAUGAACUACUUAAUGUGAUGUAUUUACAAUCUUUCAGCAUUUUCUUUUUUUUUUGUUUUUUUUUUCGUUUCUUAAUACUUUAUUAUGUAGAGACGCCAGACUGAGAACUUCCUUUUGGCACAUUGAGGCACGUACUGUAGCAACCAAUAUGACAUACACAUACAAAGAGCUGUGAUUGGUUAAUAUUGUGUUACACCAUUAAACCACUACAGAGUGAGGGGCUAAAAAAAAAAAACUACUGCUUAUUCAAUAUUUGUGCAAAAAGGAGGUAUUUAGUGUGUACAUGAAAAAAAGCACAAAAAGGCUUCUAGUAUUGGGGCCAUGUUGAAAAUAAAAUAACGUAAACAAUUUUGAAAAUUACAAAAAAUAUUGUAAUAUUAAGAGAAAACGGGUGUUUUUUUUUAGUUUUUCAAAAAAAAUCAUCAACCUAGUCAAAACCUUAAAAACUCCAUCAAUCAGACUGACAUACUUGCUCACGGAGCAACAAAACAAAAACACAACACAUUCACAGCAACUUCACAUACAGUACUAAAUCAACAUCUAAGCGCUAAACAACACAUUACUUAAAAAUUGUUAUUUCCAAAGCUGCACGGCGGUCGAGUGGUUAGCGUGCAGACCUCACAGGCUUAUUCAAUAUUUGUGCAAAAAGGAGGUAUUUAGUGUGUACAUGAAAAAAAGCACAAAAAGGCUUCUAGUAUUGGGGGCCACUGAAAAUAAAAUAACGUAAACAAGUUGUGAUAUUAUGAGAAAAAAACUGAAAAUUACAAAAAUAUUGUAAUAUUCAGAGAAAAGAGGUGUUCUUUUUAGGUUUUUAACAACAAAAAAUCCUCAAUUUAGUCAAAACCUUAAAAACUUCAUCAAUCAGAAUGACUUACUUGCUCACGGAGCAACAAAAAAAACAACAACAACACAUUCACAGCAACUUCACAUAAAUCAACA